Eucalyptus grandis is the source of this 978-nucleotide messenger RNA. RefSeq names its product probable membrane-associated kinase regulator 4. Gene Ontology annotation, cellular component: plasma membrane. The record is from RefSeq and is a predicted model, not a curated record. The transcript has a single exon. The coding region runs from base 1 to 978 and encodes 325 amino acids. Lineage: Eukaryota; Viridiplantae; Streptophyta; Magnoliopsida; Myrtales; Myrtaceae. Gene Ontology annotation, molecular function: kinase inhibitor activity.
AUGGCCAGAAGUCUUCCGCUACAUGAUGGCCAUUUAGAGGAAGAGUACAUAGACAUGGAAGUGAGUUCAUAUUCCAUCUUUCAUGGCCACUCCACCAUUACUAAUCCUCCUCAAACCCCCAGAGAAUUUGAGUUCCAAAUGUCUUCAACCUCAUUAGAUCACAAAGAAGCCUCUACCUCACCAGCUGAUGAGCUGUUCUACAAAGGCAAACUCCUUCCUCUCCACCUUCCUCCACGCCUAGAGAUGGUCGCGGAGCUCCUUGACGUCGACCACAAUGACAAAUACUACGAAGAAUUCUACAGCACUCCUCUAAUGACAACUGCCCCGACGCCAACGGCAAUGAGCACUCCAUUUGACUCAUGCAACGUGUCGCCCUCCGAGUCUUUCAGGAUCAGCGGAGAGCUCAACUUGGAUGGGUAUCUCGGCGACUUAUCGGCGGUCGGAACAAGCGAUUUUGUGAAGCAAAGCGCGAAGACCAAGUCAUGGACAAGAAGAAUUAAGACAAUCAAGCAGUCUUUGUCCAAGCUCAAGGCUUCUCCAGCCUACGUCCAUGCCUUGUUUGGCAAAUCCAGCUGCUCAGACGAGUCCUGCACGGAAACGGCUCGAAACCAUGCUUUGAAGUUAAGGGAGUCUCGUGACCAGAGUGACAAUUCGGUGAAGAAAAACAAGUUCGGCCGAGUUUUUGGCAUGGUUGGAAGAUUCAAUGAAGAGAAGGCCUUUGCGAAUGGUGGUGGAUCUUGGCGCAGGAGGACGUUUACCAUAUCGAGGAAGCAGCUUGAGAUCUCAAUGUCCUCCUCGUCAUCGUCAUCUUCCAACUCUUCCUUGUCUUUGUGCUCGAACGACUCCAACAGGUUCGGUGAAUUUCAGCUUCCGACCAGAAGCAGCAAAGGGUAUAUGGAAGUAGAGUCACCAAUUCAGGGAGCAAUUGCUUAUUGCAAGCAGUCUCAAACAUGUUCUAAUUUAGGAGGAGUAAGUUAA